AUGAAGGUCAGUCCAAAGGUCAUCAAGCGGAUUUGUCUGCAAACGAUAACAGAAAACAAACAAGUUCGAAGUCACGGAAGCAGCCCAUUACCUACUCCGAAUCGCUACAGAGACCUGCACCAGUACCCGUCCGUACUACCGGCGCGGUACCACGAACUUAUCAAAUCAACUCGGAAAGCAAUAGGCAUGAACCGGAACACUCCCACUCCCAGUAUAUGCGCCAAAGUAGCCAAAUGUCAUCAGCAGCUGCUGGCCGUGACAGCCGCAGACGAUAUAACAACAAUACAUUUGGGAAUGGUCAACACAAUGAUGCCCAUUCUACUACGAAUUUGGAAAACUGGAGGUUUGAUGAUAAAUCGGAUGAUGGCUUCAUUAUGCCCAGACAUAGAAAAUUCAAGAAAAGGCUCGGUAAUGCUCAACCUCCUGCCGAUGGCGUUUUUGCAGGGGGAGAUCGCAAAACCCCCCUCAGGAAAUUUUGAUGAGUUCAUGACUAAAUUUGAAAACUCUUUGCAAUCUUCGAGUAGUUCCAAAUUUGCAAUCAUCACCUGUGGAGAUUUUAACAUAAAUUUCUUAUCUACUGAUCAUAAAGCUAGACAAUUAACUGAUCUAGUUGAGACCUAUGGCUUUUCUAGAAUGAUCUUUUUACCUACUCGCGGGAAUGCAUGCUUGGAUAAUAUUUUUAUAAAUUUACCAAAUGCAGAAGCACAUACAUAUGAUUUUAAUAUAUCGGACCAUUUGGCGGUAAUAGUCGAGUUUCCAUUCAUUAUUAAACCAAACAUCAAAAUAAAUAAUAAAUAUCAACCCUAUACAAGAACUGGAUUAUCUAAAUUUUUUAACAUGGUGAGCAAUAUAAAUUGGGACUUCAUAAAUUGUGAAAAUAUUUCAACAGAGGAAAAAGCAAAACUGGUUGUACUCUUGCUUCAAAAUAAUAUAAACGCGGCGUUUCCUGUUGUUGAAAUGAAAAAUAAAAAACCUGUAUUGAACCUAACCUGGUUUAAUGAUGAAUUGAGAGAAAAAAGGGAUCUUCCGAAUUUUGUCACAGAUGCUGCUGACCAGCAAAAAUGUCCUAUCCUCCUGGAUUUAAAAACUCCUUGCCCAAGCAACUGCACUGAACUAGUCCUAAUACCAGACAGAAUUUGUGUCAAGUAUUGGCAAUGCGACAAUGGGGUAGCUACUGAACUCACUUGUCCAAAAGGCCUGGAGUUCAAUCCUGAAAGAAAAGUUUGUGAUUGGCCAGAAGACGCUAAAUGUACUAAACAAGGAUGGUGUGAUGAGGAUCUUAGAUGCCCUUCGCCUACGAAACCAACAUCGCCAUCAACUACCACCAGAAACCCAAAUGCGCCACCUUGUCCAUGCGAUUGUACUGAAUUAGUCUUAAUACCAAGUAAAAACUGUGGCAAGUACUGGCAAUGUGAUAACGAGGAUGCUACUGAGAAAAAUUGUCCAAAAGGCCUCGAAUUCAAUCCAGAUAGAAAAGUUUGUGAUUGGCCAGCAAAUGCCAGUUGUACAGGUCAAGGUUGGUGCGCUGAAGAUUUAAUAUGCCCAAUACCUACUAAACCAACAAAGCCACCCGCGCCAUCUACUACUACUAAAAAUCCAAGAGCACCUCCCUGUCCAUGCGACUGCCCAGAAUUAGUUCUCAUUCCAGAUAAAAUUUGUGGAAAAUAUUGGCAAUGUGAUAAUGAAGUAGCUACUGAACUUAGUUGUCCAAAAGGCCUAGAAUUUAAUCCAGUUAGAAAGGUUUGUGAUUGGCCAGAAAAUGCUAAAUGUAGUGGACUAGGGUGGUGCGAUGAGGAUCUAAAAUGUCCUCCAGCUACUAAACCAACCACACCCACUAGCACCACUAAAAACCCAAAUGCACCUCCAUGUCCAUGCGAUUGUAAAGAACUAGUCCUAAUCCCAAGUAAAAACUGUGGAAAGUACUGGCAAUGUGACAACGAGGAUGCUACUGAGAUAAAUUGUCCAAAAGGUCUGGAGUUCAAUCCGGAUAGAAAAGUUUGUGAUUGGCCAGCAAAUGCCAGUUGUACAGGUCAAGGUUGGUGCGCUGAAGAUUUAAUAUGCCCAAUACCUACUAAACCAACAAAGCCACCCGCGCCAUCUACUACUACUAAAAAUCCAAGAGCACCUCCCUGUCCAUGCGACUGCACAGAAUUAGUUCUCAUUCCAGACAAAAUCUGUGGCAAAUAUUGGCAAUGUGAUAAUGAAGUAGCUACUGAACUUAGUUGUCCAAAAGGCCUAGAAUUUAAUCCAGUCAGAAAGGUUUGCGAUUGGCCAGAAAAUGCAAAAUCUCCAUGUCCAUGCGAUUGUAAAGAAUUAGUCCUAAUCCCAAGUAAAAACUGUGGAAAGUACUGGCAAUGUGACAACGAGGAUGCUACUGAGAUAAGUUGUCCAAAAGGUCUGGAAUUCAAUCCGGAUAGAAAAGUUUGUGAUUGGCCAGCAAAUGCCAGUUGUACAGGUCAAGGUUGGUGCGCUGAAGAUUUGAUAUGCCCAAUACCUACUAAACCAACAAAGCCACCCGCGCCAUCUACUACUACUAAAAAUCCAAGAGCACCUCCCUGUCCAUGCGACUGCCCAGAAUUAGUUCUCAUUCCAGACAAAAUCUGUGGCAAAUAUUGGCAAUGUGAUAAUGAAGUAGCUACUGAACUUAGUUGUCCAAAAGGCCUGGAAUUUAAUCCAGUUAGAAAGGUUUGUGAUUGGCCGGAAAAUGCUAAAUGUAGUGGCCUAGGGUGGUGCGAUGAGGAUCUAAAAUGUCCUCCAGCUACUAAACCAACCACACCUUCUAGUACCACUAAAAACCCAAAUGCACCUCCAUGUCCAUGCGAUUGUGAAGAACUAGUCCUAAUCCCAAGUAAAAACUGUGGAAAGUACUGGCAAUGUGACAACGAGGAUGCUACUGAGAUAAAUUGUCCAAAAGGUCUGGAGUUCAAUCCGGAUAGAAAAGUUUGUGAUUGGCCAGCAAAUGCCAGUUGUACAGGUCAAGGUUGGUGCGCUGAAGAUUUAAUAUGCCCAAUACCUACUAAACCAACAAAGCCACCCGCGCCAUCUACUACUACUGAAAAUCCAAGAGCACGUAAGUUGGUCAAAAAGUUGAAUUGGUUCAUGUUUACUGAAUGUUAUAUUUCAGCUCCCUGUCCAUGCGACUGCCCAGAAUUAGUUCUCAUUCCAGACAAAAUCUGUGGCAAAUAUUGGCAAUGUGAUAAUGAAGUAGCUACUGAACUUAGUUGUCCAAAAGGCCUGGAAUUUAAUCCAGUUAGAAAGGUUUGUGAUUGGCCAGAAAAUGCUAAAUGUAGUGGCCUAGGGUGGUGCGAUGAGGAUCUAAAAUGUCCUCCAGCUACUAAACCAACCACACCCACUAGUACCACUAAAAACCCAAAUGCACCUCCAUGUCCGUGCGAUUGUCCAGAAUUAGUAUUAAUCCCAAGUAAAAACUGUGGAAAGUACUGGCAAUGUGAAAACGAAGAUGCUACUGAGAAAAGUUGUCCUAAAGGCCUGGAGUUCAAUCCGGAUAGAAAAGUUUGUGAUUGGCCAGCAAAUGCCAGUUGUACAGGUCAAGGUUGGUGCGCUGAAGAUCUAGUAUGCCCAUUACCUACAAAACCAACAAAGCCACCCACACCUUCCACUACUACUAAAAAUCCAAGAGCACCUCCCUGUCCUUGCAAUUGCUCAGAAUUGGUACUCAUUCCAGACAAAAACUGUGGCAAAUAUUGGCAAUGUGAUAACGAAGUAGCUACUGAACUGAGUUGUCCAAAGGGACUGCAAUUCAACCCAGUUCGAAAAGUUUGCGAUUGGCCCGAGGAUGCUAAAUGUUCUGGACUAGGAUGGUGUGAUGAGGAUCUUCUAUGCCCACCACCUACCAAGCCAACUUCACCGUCUACUACCACCAAAGACCCAAGAGCUCGUAAUCCCCCAACUACCAAGCCAACCACUCCUUCAACGACAACGAAAAAUCCGAAUGCACCACCUUGUCCUGAAGAUUGCUGCGAACCACUCCUAAUACCAUCUAGAGACUGCUGCAAUUACUGGCAGUGCGAUAACGGCGAAGCUACCGAAGUAAGAUGUCCAGGGGGUCUCCAAUUUAAUCCUAUCUCGAAGGUUUGUGAUUGGCCAGGAACAGCUGGUUGCACUGGUAAUGGCUGGUGCAAUGACGAUUUGAGAUGCCCAGAAGACAACUAAAUGCCUUCAUAGAACUAUGUUGAGAAAUAAUUCCCGCCCAGUAUUUAAUACCUAAGUAUCUUUAAUAAGAUAAGUAUUUUUAAUAAUACAGUAGUAAUAUUAAAAUGUUAGAUAAGAUAAUAAAAUGUUUAAAUUGUCAGUUAUUGUUGAACUUAAAAUGGAAAUAAAUGUUUUUUGUUUUCAAUCAAAUAUUUAGUAUUUUAUUGUUCAAGAAAAACUACAUACCUAUUGUUCGUCGUUUUUAAUCUAACACUUUCCGUGUGAGGUGCGAGGGGGUGGAGUAUAUGGCAAAAACAGGUAUGACAUCAGGUGACCAUUGGCGUUCUAAUGUAGGGUGCCACCAGCUCACAUUUUUUUCGAGUAUCAGAUUAAAAUCGACAGACUUUACUUUUAAGCUAUUUGCGAACACGAAAUAUCACUAAAGUUCAUUUCACGAAACGAGAUAGUGGAAGUAAACAAACUUUGACAGGUAAGUCGAAUUUUAUUGGCUAGAGAAGGAUUAUACUCCGC
Ceutorhynchus assimilis (cabbage seed weevil) is the source of this 4683-nucleotide messenger RNA. The record is from the annotation of a GenBank genome assembly. Lineage: Eukaryota; Metazoa; Arthropoda; Insecta; Coleoptera; Curculionidae.